This is a messenger RNA of Gigantopelta aegis, 6219 nucleotides long. Its product is annotated as protocadherin Fat 4-like. The record is from RefSeq and is a predicted model, not a curated record. Gene Ontology annotation, molecular function: calcium ion binding. NCBI's taxonomy places the organism in Eukaryota, Metazoa, Mollusca, Gastropoda, Neomphalida, Peltospiridae. Gene Ontology annotation, biological process: homophilic cell-cell adhesion. Gene Ontology annotation, cellular component: plasma membrane. The transcript has 21 exons. Bases 24 to 4385 code for a protein of 1453 amino acids.
GCAGCGAGACUAGGCUGAGGGACAUGUUCAACAUGGAGGACGAAACAGGCGUUCUAACGUUGAAACGGAGCUUGUCAAGUGGUGAGGUUGGAACAUCUGUAAAUCUGACUGUCGUUGUUUGUGAUGACAAACCCUCCAACACACCUCGUUGUGACUCCGCCUCAGUCAUCAUAACCGUCAUCAGUAUAUCAAUACAAGCAAAAACUCUCAAUAACAGUUUUGCAGUGAAUGUGACAGAAAACGUGCGAGUCGGUACAUACGUCUUAAAUAUCAGUGUAGCUAACUACACAGGAUAUGUGUCACACGAUAUGGUCUCUUUCGGCCUGUUUUCACUCAACAAAUCUACGGGUGUCAUUACCACACAAAAGGAACUAGACUGGGAAACCAUUCCAAAGAGCCACAGAAGACGUCAAUAUUCCAUUCUGGCGUAUAACGAAGGAGAGGAACAAUGUUUUUUUGAUAACUUUGGCUCUGUGCUGAUUACAGUAGAGGACGUGAAUGACAACAUUCCGAUGUUUACACAAAGUCUCUAUAGUGGACGAGUGGAUGAAAAUUCUAACAUUAGCACGGAGGUCUUCUUUGAUUUAACAAUUCUGGUAACAGAUCCAGAUUCUGGAGUUUACGGACGAAGUACGUUUUCACUCUCUGGAAUAGGGAGUGACAAGUUCUCUGUGACCACCACUGAAGAUAAAGUAGCUGUGGUAGCCGUGGCUGGCUUGCUGGAUAAAGAGACAGUAGCGAGCUAUAACCUGGUUCUCUCGGCAGUGGACGGUGUGGCUCACGACGGAAUUCAGUUUACUGCUACGACGACAUUAAGCAUCGCCAUACAUGAUGUUAACGAUAAUGCUCCGGUGUUUGAAAGUCUAUCUGACGUCACAAUAAAGGAAGAAAAGGAAGCAAUGUAUGUGAUGACUGUACACGCUAGAGAUCAAGACGCCGGUUCAAACGGACGUGUCACCUACACGAUGUCAGGAGGACGAGGUUAUUUUAGGAUUGACGAGAACAACGGGACGAUUACGACAACACAGACAAUUGACAGAGAGAAGAUUCCAGUAUUUGUGCUGAAUGUGAUUGCUUCUGAUUCUGGCACAUCCAGCCAAUCGACGGCUACUAGCGUUACUAUCCAUAUAGAGGACAUUAAUGACAACGACCCAGUUCUACUUGGGCUUCACGACGCAAAUAUUGACGAAAAUACAAACUGCUCCAUGCCAAUUGUAACAGUGUCUGCCUCAGACCCGGACCAAAAUCAGAGCGUCUCUUUGUCAACGACAAACUCAAAUUUUCAAAUUGAUACAUCUGGGCAUUUGCGCUGCAUUUCAUCUCUCGACUAUGAGAAUAAGACAUCUCACAGCGUCACAAUAAUAGCCACAGACAGCGGACAGUCGCCAAGGUCGAUUAACAAAACAAUGACUGUAUCAGUAAAAGAUCUAAACGAUAACGCCCCCCAGUUUUCAGCUAUCGAAUACACCACCAACAUCAGCACGGUAGAGCUGCGUCGAGGUAAACCAGUGAUCGUGGUCAACGCAAACGACAUGGAUUCAGGAGAAGGUGGGAAAAUCAGGUUCUAUCUCUCGGACACCUUGUUUUACGUGGAGACUGUCGGCAACGUAGGUGUGGUCAGGGUCAAGAGUGAUACGGGUCAAAUUGGUAUUUAUUCAAUUAAUAUCACAGCUGAGGAUAACGGAACCCAUCCGCUGAGAAACGUGACAACUAUUACAAUUACAGUGGCGAGAGCGAAUGAUGUGGUGAAAUUUGUAACUAAUGACUUCAGUUUUACCGUGACUGAGGGAAAGAGAAACACAAACAAGGCCAUCGGAUCAGUGAACUCUACGUACGACUCGAGUCAAAUAAGCGUGCAAUACGCUCUACCUGGAAGUUCAUUGUUCUCAAUAAACAAUACCACGGGGGAUAUAUUCUGCAAUACGUUGUUGGACAGAGAGACCAUUUCACAGCAUCUGAUUGUCGUCCGAGUGUAUUCAACUAGCAACAUAACAGACGGGGAUGUUGCAUUGAUAACAAUCGACGUGGAUGACAUUAAUGAUAAUGACCCAAAGUUUGACGUCACAGAUCGAGUUCGCGAGAUUGAAAUUCCUGAGAAUCGGCGAAAUAUGAAGGUGGUCGAUAUGAAUGCCAAUGAUGAGGAUGAAGGAGAAAAUGGAAAAAUAACUUACAAAAUAACGGAGUCACAUUUACCUUUUCAGAUAGACCAGGCAACUGGUGAGAUCACUUUGAAUAGAGAACUGGAUUACGAAAUUACCCAGACUUAUAAUAUCACAGUUGAAGCGCUGGAUGGGGGGAAUCCACCACGAUCUGCCAGUGUGUUUGUCAUUGUCCACGUUACAGACGAGAAUGACCACCCACCUGAGUUUAAGCAGAACACCUACACAGUCUCAGUGAAUGAAUCAGCAAAGAUUGGAGAAUCGGUAUUUCUCCUGACGGCGACUGACGGAGAUAGUGUUGCCAAUGCAGACUUGGACUAUGUCAUAGCACACAUCAGCCCUAACCACUCCUGUUCUUUUAACAUCAGCAAUGAGGAGUACGACUCUAAUUCAGGAAAAAACGUAACUGUUGGUAAGCUGACAGUUGCUGGACAACUCGACCGUGAGUCAACGGAGGUGUGCACUAUUGAAAUCAUCGUCUAUGACAGCCAGAACUUGGCGGUGCGACUCAACACAACAGCUACCAUGACGAUAUCUGUCCUAGACGUCAACGACAACCCACCCAUGUUUGAAGGAGGCCCGUACAAUGUGACGAUCUCGAGGGAUGUACCUCUGGGGCAUGUUAUAUUCAAUGAGUCAACCAUUAAUGCAACAGACCGCGAUGCUGGUGACAAUAGAGAUGUUAAACUAUCUCUUUCUGGAAAGGGGAGCAAAUACUUCCAAAUCAUUGCAUCAUCUGGAAAGGUAACAGUUAUAAAAGCUCUAUAUGAUGCACCUGACUUUAUCUACCUCAUUCUAACUGCCACUGAUGGGGGAGACGUGCCCCAAAGUAGCCACACUAAGGUUGCUAUUAAAAUAUCAGAUGACAACACACGUCCGUGGUUUCCGGAGAGCUACAUGUUUACUGUUAUAGAAGAAGCUAACCCAGUGACAUUCCCAAACUGGGUUCAGGCAAAAGAUCGGAAUCAUAGUGAGGAGGUAAUUUGUGACUGCCAAUACCAGUUGUCAUCUCUGCCAGAACACCAAGGUCUGUUUACAAUUAAUUCUUCGACUGGCGAGCUAACACAGACUGCAGUGAUUGAUAGAGAGGUGGUCGGGGAUUUCCUAAUUGUAAAUGUGACGGCCACUGAUAAAGGACAACCACAAAAGAGCACUAAAACAACAGUUGUGAUUAAAAUUGAAGAUAUUGACGACCAUGCUCCUCACUUUAACACCAGCCAGAAAACCCAGCAUUUCAGUGUUAGCCAGUAUGCAAGAGUUGGCAGUAGCGUCGAUACAAUAGCGUACACAGACGAGGAUGGACGAGACUAUUCGAAUGUGACCAUGGGCCUACUUCCUGGCAAUCCUCAGAAUGGAAAGAAUCUGUUUCGUGUUCAGGAUAACCAUAUAUAUGUAGCCAGUUCACUGACAAGAAACACCACUGAAGAUUAUGUUGUACAUUUCAGUGUGAUUGUAAGAAGUGUUUCUAAUACGCCGGUAUCUGGGGGUAGCAAUUUGACAGUCGUAGCAGCUAUAACGAUUACGAUUACAUUGGGCACGAAUAACACAGCGCCCAGCUUCACACAAGAUAUGUAUUCAUACGACCUUUUGUAUUUGACGAAAAAGUAUCAACUUUUGGAUCUGGGUAUUCAUGCCUCUGAUAAUGAGAGCGACGUGGUAAAGUACCUCAUAACUGACGAGAAAGCAAAGGAUGUGUUUCAAAUGGAUUCCGCGACGGGGAAGAUUAGGCUGAAGGUGGACGUUGAUGACACGAUACCUACAGUCAUCACAUUCGCAAUAUCUGCAGUCGACGUCAACGAACAUCCUAGAGCGAGCUCUGCUAAGGUGGUUAUUAAAGUUACUGGUCGAGCUGCGUAUACAAGGAACCUUCAACAAUCAAAGAAGAUAUUCACAAUCCUCUUUUCCGUCAUGACCGCCUUGUUGACGAUAUUUAUCAUUCUGACGGUGUUCGCUUGUUACAAGUGGCGUGUGGCUCUUUCGCCAGCUACAGAUAGAAACGUAUCCAGCGGAUCGCCUCUGAGAUACGAGCCUGCUAUAUUUCCGGAGGAAGAAUUAACAAGCCGCGGAGGAUACCUACGCCCAGAAGGAGCAGGCUACACACCACUGGAAAGAGAGGAUUUCACUGGAUCCGACGGAAGGCAGAACCCUGCAUACAUCCCUGACAGUUCUUAUAUAAGACCCAAUGAGCCCAAGUUUUACAAACCCACGGUCGACUUCCCGUACUAGCGCACAUUCAUCCUACCACACGUCAGUCUCGAAAGUCUGAGCAGCUUAGAACAACAAACUCAUCAGGAUUCAGAGGCAGUCAAGUAACUUCAUCCUACCACACACCAGGCCCCGUGCUUAUAAACCUUAAAGUCUAGACUUUAAUCAAAUCCAGACUUUAACGUCAUGGCAACGCCAUUCAAAUAGCAUUACGUUAAAGUCUGGACUUUAUUAAAGUCUAAACUUUAAGUUUUAUAAGCACUGGCCCAGGCUGGACAGUCUGAAUAGUACAAAACUACAAACUCAUCCUGAUUCAGAUACAGUCAAGUAACUUCAUCCUACCACACAUCAGGGAGGAUAUAUCCAUGACAAGCAUGCUGUGACAGUUAUUAUAUGGAAGCAUGACAGAAAUUAGCCACAACAACAACUUAAGUUAAUUGCUCAAUAUUGUACAGAAGAACAUUUGUUUUUCUGUGGAUAUAUAGAUAUAUAUAUAUAUACAUAUAUACAGAUUAGCAGUGGGUUAGUCCGCUCAGUGUGUCAUUAACUGUCUUUUAAUUCAAAAACUGCUGAAUUCUGAUACAAAAAAGCAACAACAAAAAAGCAAUUUUUUUCAAAUUACCUAAUUAACUGCAAAUAAAUUAGUUUUAUAAUUGUCCAUCAGUACUAUACCUCAGAUUAUCUAGUUUGAUAUUUCAUUAUAUUAGUUUUAGCAUUUCUUUGUUUGGUUGUUUUUUUGUGUGUUUUCUGUUCUUUUUUGUGUGGUUUUGUAUUUCUUUUGUUACGUGUUGUUGUUUUGGAUAUUUUUUUCGGGGCUUGCUUUGUUUUUUCUUGCGGGUGCCACACCCUUCAUUUAAAAAUAUAUGUGUAAACAAAUAUUUUGUCAUGAUCGUUAUGUACGAAUAGAAUAUAAAUUAUGAUUGGUGAAAUUCAUUGUAUUAAAAACAACAAUCCUUUUCCUAUUCAAAGUAAUCUGUAGUUGCGUUAGUCUGUUGUCUUAUGGUUUCCUGAGAGACUGUUAUGAAAAAAAGCAAACGACCAACAUAAAUCAGUUUUUUACAUCUUGGCAAUGAAGAGAAUAAUUGUUGAUGCCCAUCUUUUAGUUUUGUUCAGGAACCAUGAUACCGUCAUCAAAGGUGGCGAUCAUUUUGAAAUCCGCAAUGACAUAAAAUUAACAAUAAACACUCUUUAUGUUGACCAAUCUUCACAAACAUGAUGUUAAGAUGAUCAGACUACAGAGGUUAAAUAGUCUAUACACAACUAAUGAUAAAACUACAUUAAAUGAAGAUUCCCUUUUUUUUUGGCUGUAUUGGUUGUAAACAUCAAAUAUCAAAAACUAUUUUAAAUGGUUUUCAAUUAUUCAAACGAAAUGAUCAAGCACGCAUUUGCUGACAUAGGUAAAGCACUGGUUCUACAUAACAUUAAUUCUUUGAAAUAAUAUAUAUGAGUACUGUUACAAUCUUAGUCAACAUUUACCAGUGUAUCAGCAUUAAUAUGGGGAUGUUUAGAUAAACACAAUCUUGAUCCAUAAGUAUAUUCAGAGGGUCUUAUGAAAGUCACUGACCUUAGUUUUCGAGGUAUAUUUAUUUCUUCUGUUUCGCAUAAAAUGCUCGUGUAGCCAUUAUAUCGCCAAUACUAUUGCAGUAGUAAAACUGACCGCAAUAGUCAACCCUAGGGUCUGGUGGGGCCUGCUCCUUUAAUCUCUGAAGAAAAUUCACCCCACCCUCCAAUUGAAAAGCAAAUUAAAUAUACUACCCCACCAUUUGUCAUUGUCCCACCAAUGCGAUAGCAGUAAGUUAUAUCAUUAUGUAUAUAUGUGUUGAUAUUUAGUGAAAUAAACUAUUAUGUUUAAUAA